Messenger RNA from Eremothecium sinecaudum, 375 nucleotides. It is a transcript of the gene MOH1, whose product is annotated as Moh1p. The record is from RefSeq and is a predicted model, not a curated record. The transcript has a single exon. Gene Ontology annotation, cellular component: ubiquitin ligase complex. Lineage: Eukaryota; Fungi; Ascomycota; Saccharomycetes; Saccharomycetales; Saccharomycetaceae. The coding region runs from base 1 to 375 and encodes 124 amino acids.
AUGGCCAUCGGUUAUUCAGUCUACAUAGAGCGCCCUUCGGAGGAUUAUAUUGGUAUUAAAAAUAAGCGGACGAAUUUGGCUAUUUAUGGCUGUAAUUACUGUAAGACGCAUCUGUCGUCGUCUAACCAUAUUAUGUCCAAGGACUACUGUGGGAAGACUGGCGACGCAUAUUUGAUGCGCAAGGUAAUCAACGUCACCGAGGGCCGGCGUGAGACGCGUUGUAUGAUUACAGGCCGAUAUGUAGUAUGUGACAUUUAUUGCCAUACUUGUAAGAAUCUCGUAGGCUGGAAGUACCUAAUGAGUGAGAAACGGGAUCAAGAGUACAAGGAGGGCAAGUAUAUUCUGGAGCUGGAGCCUAUUACCGAGUGUCAAUAA